AUGACAUAUGAAGACAUUCAGUAUAUCAUAGAUAAUAUGUCAGUUGAUUACAGCAUUAAGAUAGAAUCACCCACCUGUGCUCAGCUGAAAGACACUUUGCUAAGUGAUGAAAAAAAUUCUGAAUUGUCACAUUCUAAUCUCAGUUCAGGAAGUGAUAAGAAAAAUUCUGAAUUGUCUCAUACUAAUACUUCAAAGUCUGGAGGCUAA
Funneliformis mosseae is the source of this 207-nucleotide messenger RNA. NCBI's taxonomy places the organism in Eukaryota, Fungi, Glomeromycota, Glomeromycetes, Glomerales, Glomeraceae. The record is from the annotation of a GenBank genome assembly.